AUUUAUUCUCCAUGUGGCUUCUCCUAUAAUGCUGCAGCAGAUGAGAUAGGGCACAGGUGUUUCUAUUCUGUCUUCAAGGAUGCCUGAACAAACACAGGGCAAAGCAUGGCUGGUUGUAAUCUGUGGCUUCUGAGAUUAGAAUGAACACCAGGAUUUGAAGACUGCUCUCAUUCUUUCUGGAACUUCACAACCUUCUGGAAAAGCCUGAGGAAAGUGAAGAUCUGAGAGGACUUUAUGGGACUGUGAGCAGCCGACUGAUGGUGAGAGUGAGAAUCACCGAGGCAAAGUUACCGUGAAGGGAUGGAACAAGGCACUAGGACCUAGGAGGCGUCUCAUCCACCCUGGCAGGAAUUUCUUGCUUGGAGCUCAGACAACAAAGGCAGAGUGAGCCUGGUUUUCUUUCUCUGAGCAUCUCCACCCUGCACGCUGAAAACCGCUUCAGAUCUUUAGGGCUCACCAAACUAUGGAACUUGAUUUUGGACACUUUGACGAAAGAGACAAGGCGUCCAGAAACAUGCGAGGCACACGGAUGAACGGCUUGCCCAGCCCCACUCACAGUGCCCACUGUAGCUUCUACAGAACCCGGACCUUACAGGCGCUGAGUAACGAGAAGAAAGCCAAGAAGGUUCGUUUCUAUCGCAACGGGGACCGCUACUUCAAGGGGAUUGUAUACGCCGUGUCCUCCGACCGCUUCCGAAGUUUCGAUGCCCUCCUGGCGGACCUGACCCGCUCCCUGUCCGACAACAUCAACCUUCCUCAGGGAGUGCGGUACAUCUACACCAUCGACGGCUCCAGGAAGAUCGGCAGCAUGGACGAGCUGGAGGAAGGCGAGAGUUACGUCUGCUCGUCCGACAACUUCUUCAAGAAGGUGGAAUACACCAAGAACGUCAACCCCAACUGGUCUGUCAACGUGAAGACCUCUGCCAACCAGAAAGCACCUCAGUCCCUGGCCAGCAGCAACAGUGCCCAGGCCAAGGAGAACAAGGAUUUCGUGCGCCCCAAGCUGGUGACCAUCAUCCGCAGCGGGGUGAAGCCGCGCAAGGCUGUGCGUGUGCUCCUCAACAAGAAAACUGCCCACUCCUUCGAGCAGGUCCUCACUGACAUCACUGAGGCCAUCAAACUGGAGACAGGGGUGGUCAAAAAGCUGUACACCUUGGAUGGGAAACAGGUGACCUGUCUCCACGAUUUCUUUGGGGAUGAUGAUGUGUUUAUCGCCUGUGGUCCAGAAAAAUUCCGCUAUGCGCAGGAUGACUUUUCCCUGGAUGAAAGCGAGUGCAGGGUGAUGAAGGGGAGCCCAGCAGGUGCCACGGGCAGCAAAUCCUCCCCCACCCCCCAGAAGAGCUCGGCCAAGAGCCCCGCGCCCAUGCGCCGCAGCAAGUCCCCGGCCGACUCAGGUAACCACCAGGAUGCAAAUGGGACCUCCAGCAGUCAGCUGUCCACACCCAAAUCCAAGCAGUCCCCGAUCUCCACCCCCACCAGCCCAGGGAGCCUCCGGAAGCACAAGGACUUGUACCUGCCCCUGUCCUUGGAUGACUCGGAUUCCCUUGGAGACUCCAUGUAGAGCAGCACGGAGCGAAAUGUCCACGUUGCAUUUGGGAUACAGCAAAGUACCUCUGCCACAACAAGCAGAUAGGUGACUGGUGCUUUCAAGUCAAAGGACACACGGUUAAAUGUCAUUUUUGUUCUGUGAUUUCUCCUCUCUGUGCCACAAACCAACACCUGCCAGUCUAUAGAGAUAGAGGGAUACCAUUCUUCUGAGUUACAGGGGUGCAAAAUGAGAAAUUUGGGGCCAACGAUUCUGUGCAUUUCCCAUUUUCUUCUAUGAUUUCUUCUUCUGCUGCAGCUAUGUAGUUUUCCUAGUAAAGUCACUCCCUUGGAGGUGUGCAAAAGGAGCCCUUGCUGAGCAGUUUGCAAGCUGGGUGAUAUUCUCCACCCAUGCAAACUGCCAGCUCACUGCUCCUCAUUCACAGCCCCAAUUUUGACACCUGAAUUCCAAUGAGUCUUGGUUUUAUUGUGGAGGGUAGGCAGGGAAUUUCUAGUUUGAUGCUCCAGCAAAAACUUGGAUGAGAUUAGGAGUGAUUGUGUCAGAUGCUAAGUAGUUAGUACAAGUUAGUACAAUUAUUCAAAUUAUUCAAAUAUUAUUUGCUUUUUUUUUUUUAAUAAUUAAGCAAACCCAUAAAUCAGCUGAGUUAUCUGGAGUAGAACACCUUCCACAUGCAAUCCAAGGAUGCUGCUAGCUGGUAACAAAUAUUUAUACCUCCCCUAUGGUAUCUCUCUAUCUCUGUUUGUAACAGUAAUGCCUUGUGAACAGCCAACACUGAAAACACUGUGAGAAUUUGUUUUCAGGUUUGACACCCUCUAGGUCACUUUUUAUAGCAAAAAAUCAAUACACUUUUUAUAAAGGAAAACCUUGUAUCUGUGUUUUGGGAGUAAGGAUUCAAGCUCCUUCUUUUUUAUAAAAGUUGGUAAUUUUCUUUUGUUUAAAAAACACGUUCAGAAAAAAAAAAAAGUACAAAAAAAAGCCAACCACAACUGCAGAACAAUAAUAACAGCAACUCAGUUUUGAAAUCUUGUCAUCACUGCCAAAACAGACACGUGUAGGGGGAGGGGGGGAAUGGUCAAUUCAAAAUAUUGAAUGUUUUGAUAGUUUUUGUAAUGUUUAAGACUAUGUAUUUGGUUUUUUACACUUCAGUAUUCCUAACUACGGCCAGAUUCUCUACUUAUAUAACAAAUGAAGUUUUGUGGUGUUCUAAAACCUGUAUUUUAAGAAAAACUCUUCUAUCUGAGAAAAACAAACUCGCUGUAUGUAGAGAAAGCUUUUGCUUUUAUUAAUCAGUAAUGCCUCCUCCAGAAUGCAAAGUUCAUCUCCUCACACAGGGCUGGUGGUUUUUUACUGCACCAAAGCUUUGUCCUAGGCCAGCUGCCAUUGCCUCCCUCCCCAUGGACUAAGCUUUGAUGAAACUGAGUCUUGCAGAACUUUACCUAAAUGAAAUCUGUGCAAUCAAGUCUUUCUUUGUUGCUCUAUUUGCCUUUCUUUUUUUUUUUUUUCCAACAUAAACACCUACUCCCUGUUGCCUUGCGACCCCUUGUGAUUAGGAUGGAUUUUAUCCUUGUGAUGUUUGAUGCUCCAUGAGUGCUGGGUUGUUCCCAAAGCCACUCCAUGUUUUGUUUGCUUGCAUUGCUGGGGUGAAACAAUCUGUGCAGGCUGCAUCUUUCAAGGCUCAUAUGAUUAUAAUGCAACUUUUUAAAAGAGAUUUAUCCAGAGAGAGGCCAGGAUUGGGAAUUGUCAAGGGGUCAGAGUUAUCAUGCACCAAAUUUGCACCCAGUAGUGUUAGUGCAUGAUCCUUUACACCCAGAGUUUUGCACAAGAAACCAUUUGUUCUCACUGAUAGCUUCAUUUGAUUGAAGAACUCUCUGACUGCACAACUGCUGACUGGUCAUUUUAAAUAUUGUAAAUAGAAUGCUGGGGUUAGUUCACAGGCUAAGGGCUCGUGUGGAGGGUUUGUGGGGGGAAGGAUGUGCUGUGGACAGAGCUUGGGUGCAGUAGUCACCUCUGAGCCCUUGGCAUUGCUGAAUUUCAUGUCUGAAUGGGAGCAGGUCUCUGAGUAACCCUGUGCCUCAAUCUGUCUGUCUGUCCCUGCAGGGACAGCUCUGUUCUACCUCACUGGGGGUUGUGAGGCCAAAUGUUGGUUAACAUUUGUCAAGUGCUUUCAGAUCCUCUAACAGAAGGUGCUGAGAUAUCCUGGGUGCAGAUUUGGUUAUGGGUGCUAGUUUUUGGCUGUUUAAUCCUGUGAGUGCUACUGCAGACACUGGUCAUGAGCAAAAAGGACUUUUUUAAGCAUAAGGAUGUCAAAGGCCUUGGCUAUGCUAAUAACAAUAUUGUUCACCAGAGCUUUUGUCUUGGGGGAAGCUUUAGUGGCUUUUACCCUCUCCCCUGUCCUGUUGGUGGAAAUGUGAGUCCCUCCCUGAGUCUGCCUUUCCAGGGAGCCUGAGCAGUGGCCAUGGAUGGACUGGAACUGAAGCUGUCCCACAGGGACAGAGGCCACUCCUGUCACAGUCAGGGUGAGCCUGUCCUGCCACUUUUCCUCAGACAAACCAGGAGACCAGCCAUGCAGUCCCAUCCAGGUUCUCUUGCUGCUCAGAGCAGGACAUCCACCAGGAAACCCAAAUCUUUGCUCUCCUGGGCUCCUCUCUGCAGCCUGAGCUGCUGGGAGGGAAGGAAUUUGGGAGAUGCUUUCACCCAGUGUCUGUGAGUGCAGUUGGUGUAAGAGAAAGGAUCCCAAGGGAGGAAUGAUCCUUUGUUUGGAUGGUUGUUGAGAAGGGGCUCCUUUCCUUCCUGCCCAAAGCUCUGUUUGGUUAUUUGGAGAUGCUUUUCCAGGUGGAGCAUCACUAAGGAAUCACUGAGCUCUUCCUCCUGAGCUGCACCUGCUGACACAUCUAAAACCUCAUCCUGCAAAUUCUCCCUUGGGAAUGCAGCUUUGUUUGCAUGAGGAUCAUCCUGUGGUGGGGCUGUGCCCAGAAAUUCCUUCAGGGAAUUAGGGGGACCUUGAAAAAGCUAAAAGAAUUAAAAUUAAUUGUUCAGUGGGAAAAAUAGCCAUUCAAACCAGCAGAAGCCACAAAGAAAACAGGGUAUGAGGUCGAACUCCCAAGUUUUAAGAAGCAAUUUUCUAGGUAGAAAUGCCUGGGCAGUAGAAGUCAGUGAGCAUUUCAGCUGUAGCAUAGAGUGAAGUCUGUAUUAAUGCCAAUAUUGCAUGAAAUUGUACAGAAAUGCAUGUGGAAUGUUACACACAUUCAGAACUAGUUAUCUUUGGCUUUGUAGGAUCCCUCAUCUAGAUUUGAAUACAAAGAGAAACAGUGCACAGGCAUCAGAUUUUAGUUAUUUGAACAGAAGGACAGCCCUGAUUCAGGAAAGAACUUAAAAGCUUAAAUUUUAGCACGUGCUUUACUCCUGUUGACUUUUCACGAGAUUAAGGUUGGGUUUGGUCAGAAAGCUUCCCUGAACUGCUGUGAAUUAGUAAUUAUUUCCAAUAUGCUAUAGCAAUUCCAGACCCUGUGAGAUCCUGGAGCAGAUGAUAGUAAUUCCACUACAUACUCCAGAGUUCACCUUUCAUAUUUUUUUUUUUUAACAUUUACAAGAACAUAAAGCUCCACAUGAUAUGAGGAUUUGCCAUAUUAAUUCUGCUAUAAAAACCCUGUCUAAUUUGCCUCAUGAGGCUGCCUUUAGUGCUUUCAGAGACUAAUUGAAUCACAGAGACUAUAUUGUUUUAAAACAAUACAGUAUUUAAAAACAAAUGGGAGAAACUCUUAAAGGAGCAGGGCUUUGUUUCUUUGAAAUCUGCCUUUAAUCAGUAUAAUUUAGCAAAUUUGUAUAUAAAGAUCCCUGUUUCAGACACAGUCAUUAGGCAGGAAUGGCACAGACUGAGGGGUUUAACAUUUUUACAUUCAGGUGAUGGUCUUGACUGUAUAAGAUGAGAGCAAUGCAGCAAAACCUUCAGCCUUGGGAUUUUUAUCACUUAAAGCAUUUAUAAUCCUGAAGUUUCUGGUUUAAAGCCUCAUCUGGUAUAAGAUUUGUAGCUAGUUCAGUUCUACCAGCUAUAUAUCUUGAAGUGAUUUGGAGAGAGUUUGAUAAUGGGAUUUUACUUUGUGGUGGGAGUUGGAGGCAGCUUUUCCCUACCACUCUCUGUGUUUCCAGUAUCUGCACAUUAUUUAUGGUCUUCUCAGGAGCUAGAAACACUAAUUGUGUUAUUUCCACAGACAGUAGAAGAAUUCUGCUUAGAAAACAGCUUCCACAUCUCUCUCAUGCUCAGCUAACACAUGCAGGCAUACAAAAAACCACACACUUGGUUGAGCUGCUAUUUCUCUCUCAUUUGCUUGUUCAGUACUUUUGAAGGGGAAAAAAGGAGGUAGAAUAAAAAAAUAGUGGCAAACAGCAAAGCAGUGUUACACCCAGGCAUUUCCAAUGGGAAACAAGGGCAUUAAAGUGUUAGUUUCUCCUUAUCCACGUGGAUAACUUUUUCCAGGAUGCCUUGUUUUUGCUUUUUCACACCUUUGAGGUCAGUGCUGCUCCUCCCAGCACAGCCUGUGGGAAUGCCCUGGGAUUCCAGGCUGAAUCCCUACCCAGACACUGUUCCAGGGACAGCCAUCCCUGGGAGUGGCAUCUUCUCUGCAGCAUGGAUUUUCCACUCAGGGCCCUCCCCAGUGUGCUGAGAGAACCAGAGUGAUUUUGUCACUGACCUCAGAGGUGCCCCAAAGCCAUGCAAAGCAACAGAGAGUUCUCUUCCACUCUAGUAGAGACAGAAUCAUUUUUAGAGAAAGGGAUUAAAAAUUAGCCAAGUAAAGUAGAUAUAAAACUAGUCUAGAAAGUGUCUCCUCAAGCUAAGACAAUCCAUAACCAGAGAAAAACUCUGUAGAGGUGUGUUGGCCACACACCAGGUACUGAUCACCACCACCAUGGAACAAAACAUCAUUUUUUUUUUUUUUUUCCAUGUGGUGACAGGCUCUGGGUUAUUUUUCUGGUUGCUGAUGGAAGCAGGCUGGGACAGUGUUUGGGACUGGUGAGGUUCUUUGUAGAAGCAAAUGGAUGGCACAAGAUGAGGAUAUUUUUUUCUGUGUAUCUAGAGUCAGGUCAGUCCAUGCAACAGGAGGAGUGCUUUCCUCAAGACACCUGGAAGAGAUCCAGCUGAACCCCACCUUGGUGUGACUGGUGCAUCAUGAUGAGAGCAGGAAGGUGAAGACUUUAAGUGCCUUCUAACAUCCCUUGGGCUUCAGAAGCAGGACUGUGCAUGUGCCCAGCAAGGCCUAGGGUCCAGUGGCCUUGACCAAAAGAGACAGGGCACACUUUAAUUCUCGAGGUAUUUAGCCCAUCUCUUGAAAAUUGCUGUCUCCAGAGCCACAGGUUUCUUCUGGCUGAUGCCUCUGUCACCAAUCUGCAUGAAUCUGAGCCUCUCCACAGUAUCUCAGGAAAUGUUAAAGCUGAUCUUGUGUCUCACAGCUGCUCCUCACUGUGGAGUGAACAGGGCUGGGUUUGCUGCAGUGCUGGUUGAUUCUGCUCUCAGAUGUUCUUCAUCCUCCUCCUCUGCUCCUGGCUUGAGAGCUGGUUUCUCCUGGUGCCUGCAGGUGAAAGGCUGGAGCAGCAGUGGAUAGACUCCUCUUUGUUCUGUUUUGUUUCCCCUGGAACAGUUCUAAUCAGUGAUGAUUGAAGGUGUGAGGCCAAGCUGACAAACUCAUGUUGUAACAGGGAAAGGGGAGAAUUUCAGGGAAUAGAAGUAAGUGGAUGGAAAGACUUUUUCCAGCGAUGCCAUUACAAAGCUGCUCUGACAGGAUCCCAGCUGCAGGCCAUGGUGUGAGUUCUACACCUGCAGGUGAAAAUGUGGAGUUUUGGGAUCACAGACCACUGUCCAUCCCUUGGGACACUGCUUAGAGGAGGUUAAACACAUCAAAAUCUAUUUCUGACCAAGAGAUGAGCUUCUGAGCAAAUGAGAAUCAAUCCCAGUGGAUUCAGCAGUGGGGUUCCAGAGCCAUUGGGGUUCCAGAGCUGUUGGGGUGUGGCACAGCUCUGGGCAGAUCACUUCUCCUUGUGCCAUGGUGUCCCAGUGCACAGAGGGCUGGUCCCAAAACUUCCCUCCACCUGUAAGGUGCUUUGAGAUAAGCUGGUACAAAGAGCUUGGUUUUAAAAUGUAUUCAUUGCUCAGCAAAGUCUGAACACCUUAGAGAAGCAAACUGUAUCUCUGGCACAUCUCUCACAGACAUCUGGCUCUCUCAAAACUCUGCUGUAAAAAUGCUUCAAUAUUUUGGUCAUGGUGAAAGACAAACACCUCAUUUUUAGUUCCCCAUUGAAAGCAUGGGGGAGCCAGCAACAUCCCAGGGAGGAAGGAGAUACCCCCAUCCAGCAGCCUAAAUUUAGUCCCCACUGCCCUUUUUUUGUGAGAUGUAUGUGCACAUAGGGCAAUUCGUGCUAGUAGUCAAAAUAUGGGCCUUGUGUUUACAAACAGUGAAUAAAUCUUAUUAUUUCAGUGGCUUUCUACCCAGAAAACAGUGGGCCAGGUGUUGAAAACCUUCUUGUUUAGAAACGUGUUCAUGGCCAGAUGUCUCCAUGGGAGAGAGCUGCCUUGCAGUGUCCUUGCUUGGUGCACUUGAGCUCACUCACUUCUUGUGACUCUUGCUCUUGCUCAGGAUUCUUGAGCCAUUUUGGAGGUUUCUGGGUAUGACAGUUUAUCACUCAAACUGAAGAAAAAGGAGAAUGACAAAAGGGAAUUAACAAAUCUUAGCAGUAAUUAAUCUGUCAGCUGAAGAAAAGAAAGUUGGCAUCAUCAGGGAAAGACGUGCUUGUGAAUUUAAUCCUAAACCACAAAAUAACUGACUUAUCCAAACACUUUUUUUGCUGUAUAGACUCAGAUUAUUUUUGUUGUUGUUGUUGCAUAAAGAUUGCAUCUCUUUUAUUUCCAUAAAUUCUCAGACACUCAAUAUAACACAAAUAAAAACCAAUACACCUAAUUUUCUGCUGCUCUAACCAGGCAGAAGCCCCUCUGUAAUUAAUUUUUGAAUCUGUUUGGUCCAAGGUUGGUCUCCUAUUUCAAAGAUUGAUUACUGUUGAUAAUAAUUCUUGUGUGAUUGAUUACUUGAGUGCAGAUUCAGUUUCCUGGGUGACAGCUGCAGCCUUUGCAGAGAAAACCUCACUGACCCCAGUUAUAAAGUGAUCCCUUGUAUGGACCUCAAAUAGCAAGUUAUAUGGGAGAUAAUUUGUGUAGUUUAAUUAGAGUUAAUGAUGAAGCUGAAAUAGUUUGUUGAAAUACCCUAAAAGUUUUAGAAUUGAAAAUUAAAAAAGGAACCUCAACUAAUCAGGGCCUCCUCUGUAUUUUUUUGCUUCUGAGGAGUGUUGGCUUUAUCUCACUUUACUCUCACUCAGCCUACCAAUAGACAUGCCCUGAGCCCAGCAGGUUUAUGGAACUUGAAGUAGUAUUUCUAUUUCUACCAGUAUUUUUCUGCUCUAGUCCCAGCUAGCACCAGGCAGAAUAGAGAUUUAUGGUUGGCUUGGUUUUUAGAGGAAAGCAUUGCCAAGUGUCUCUGAAAUAAAAAGGAAGAUUUGGUUCAUUUUAGGUGACUCAUCUAAACUCAAGGCUGCUUUUCAAUUUUAUCCCAGCUGGUUCUUCCACCUCUUUGCAAGAGUUAUGUACAGGCAAUGGAGUUAAACUGGAGUCACAGUCUCACAGGGGGUUGCUGCAGAGCACAGGGACUCACCUGGCAGGAGCAGUCAGGAUGGAACACGGUGCUGGCACCUGGUCAGGGAGAGCCAGAACCAACCCCUGGCUCUGACCCCUGACUUCUGGGAAACCCAUGCACAGGUCAGACUUGGGAAAUACCUGUAAGGGACCAGAGGGAUCCCAGCCUUGGGACCAGGCCCAGUUCUCAACAUGACAAAUUUUAUUUUCAGAGAAUCCCUGAGAAACAUUUUGUGGGGUUUAUUUUUGUUGUUGUUUGGGUUUUGGGGUUAUGUUGGGGGAGUACUUUGUUAUUUUUUUUUUUUAAUUAGAGCAUGGCUGCUUUUCUCCAUCUGCUUCCAACCAUUGCAGAGCAGAUAUGGAUGGACUUGUAAUUCACUUUUCCUAGCAGGUGGCAGGUGAAAUCCUGUGAUAUUUCCCUCUCAUGCUGACCAUACAGUCACAGGGGGGUUCCAGAACACACAGCUUUUUUCCCCUUGUCUCCCUCUCUUUAAGACAGAGGAGCUUUUUCCAGAUUUAGUGUGAUGUCUAAUGAUGCAUCUGCCUAAAAAGAAGAAUGUCUAGGUAACUAAUUGCACUGCUAAUUGGUGUUUUUAGAUAUGGUAAAGCAGGAGUAUUAAAUGUAAGAACAAGGAAGCCUGUGAGUUACGAUUACAUGCUGAAUUCUGACAUGUGAAAUUGAUGUUAGUUUGCUUCUUAUUUAAAUGAUGGGUGAACCAAGCAGCUUCAGCACUGUGGCAGUCCUAGUACAGCUGUGAUGAGCAAUUAGAAGACACCCAGGGUCUUUUGGAAAGAGGAAACUUGUCUAAGCAAAUCUAUUCUCUGAGAUGACACAUUCCCCUCCAUAAUUCUCUGGAUUUUGUGACACUGUCUAGUCUGGAAGCACAGGAAGGAGGAUCAGCCUGCUGGCUUUGCUGUCACCAGCCCUUUUCUGCUUUCUCAGUUACAAAUGCUGUCCCAAGCUGAGGUGAGCAGCUCCCACCCCUCAGCCUGAGCUCUUGUGUGCAGAGCAGGAGCUGCCUUUGCUCAGGACCCUGCAGCUCCCAGGGGUGCUGAGGGAGGGAGAUGUGCAGCUGACCUGGAACCUGAUCAUGGAUUACUGUCUUAGGUCAUUCAUCGAGUGUGUGUGAUUUCCUCAUCAACCACAAAGCUGCAAUAUAAUAUAACUGAGAGGCCACUUUCACUUUUUCCUCUUGUUCAGAGGGUGGGGGUUGGAGGGGCAGCUGGGUUUAAAGUUUAGCUGGUAUACUUUAAACUCUGUGUACAUAACCUUGGAGGACUCGGGGGUGGGAAGGGGUCUGUGGUUAUUUUGGUGGGAUUGGUAACUUCAGGAUGUUUUUGUUUAAAGAAUAAGGUAUUUAAUUAAUGACAUUGUACAAAGAGCUAUUAAUUUAAAUGGUGCUUUUCUUCUCCUACCCCAGACCUGUCUAACCUUUUUUUUUUGGCAAGCCUGCAGCAAUGCUGAUCAUGUUGACUUUUGUACCUUGGGGGAGUGUGUGGAAGGGGAGGGGAAAUGCUUUUCUCUUCAGAAAAAUAACGUUGCCCAUAGUUAACUUCCUGCUUGGAUACAUACCUUGAAUUCCCUUUAUGCUGAAUUUUUAUGUGAAGGUCUCUUCAAAGGGACAGAACAAGCAGAGGUUAUUCCAAAAGAUCUCAACUGUAUCAUCUUGUAAUAUAUUGCAGCUUUAUGCCAAUGAUUCCUUGCUUACCUGUACACAGUCCAUGCAUGUUUUGAACUAAUUUUGCAUUCUCCAUUUGUGGUGAGUUAUUUAGCAUUUUAACCACCUUUUGUGCCAUUCAACUUGUACAGAAAACAUUUUUAUUGACGUUCUAAAGGGAGGGGGAAGAAAAUAAAAAGACCCCUUCUGCUCUCUAGUUGUAGGUAGAACUCAGUUACUUAGCAAACAGAUGUAGAUGAGUGGUUGUAGUGUUAGAAAUGUUGGCUUGCUCGUGAACAAGCUCUUGAGAGUAAAUGCAUGGUCCUGUACCUCUCUUUUCUUAAUUAGCUCUUCCUUUCCUCCUGGAAAGAUUCUCUCUCUCUCCCUCUCUCUUACUCUUUGUCUCUCUCUCUCUCGUGGUUGUAAAGAACAGAUUUGGGCAUAAAGGACCAGGUUUGAAAAGCAGUUCUCAACAGCUUCUCUCGGGGAACGUAUCCCUGCAGUGCCCUGCCUCGGCACGUCGGUCAGACCCAACUGCAGGGCACAGCAGGUGGAGAUCAGUCCCCCCUGAGCAGUCCCAGUGCCUCUGCUGGAGCUGGGGAGCCAGUCCAGCCUGUGCAAGUUUGGCUCUGGAGGAGGGUGAGGUGCUGCUGGGCACUGCAGCUGAGGCACGGGCGGUGCUGGCCGUGGGCUCCGUCCUGCCGGGGUGGCUGUCCCUGGGGCUCGUCCCACGGCCCUCAUUUGCAGAGUUUGCACACACUUUUGGUUUUCCUGGACACACAGCGAGGGGGUGGGGAUGGGAUAUGGGAAUUAUGUUGCUGGGGGGUCUGUAGGCAGCUCCUUCUCCACACUCCCGAGCUCUGUGUUGAGUACAAGGGGCUCCUUGUUUAUUAGCUGUGGUUCUGUUGGCAGUGGAGGACAGAAAAUGGGCAGAGUCUUCGAAAAGAUGGGGUCACUCACAAAGAUGCAUUUUGUAAGAAAUGGACUUCAAGAAACCCCAAAAAGCCGUGCCACAAAAUCACAAAGUGUACCUAGAUCCACACCUCUAUUCCCUAUGGCUCUUCUCCCUUAACAGAAUUUCCUUUUGUCAGAAGAUUUGACUAGGAAAAAAUUCCAUUUUUGUGAGGUGUUGUGAACUGUUUUUACUACUUGUAAUAACCAUCCCGGGUCUGAGUAUUCUUGUAAUGCAAUGCCAUGCAGCAGAGAACCUGUCCACUUUAUAGCUUUGCUCUCAAUAUUUGUUACUCAUUGUUUUCUCAUCUAAAUGUACAUUUGCAAGAUGUGUGUAAUGUCAUUUUCAAAAAAUAAAAUUUGGUUUCAAUAUUUAG
This is a messenger RNA of Oenanthe melanoleuca, 12204 nucleotides long. It is a transcript of the gene DCX, whose product is annotated as doublecortin. Gene Ontology annotation, molecular function: microtubule binding. Gene Ontology annotation, biological process: retina development in camera-type eye; photoreceptor cell development; neuron migration. Gene Ontology annotation, cellular component: axoneme; neuron projection. Lineage: Eukaryota; Metazoa; Chordata; Aves; Passeriformes; Muscicapidae. The coding region runs from base 464 to 1561 and encodes 365 amino acids. The record is from RefSeq and is a predicted model, not a curated record. The transcript is spliced from 10 exons.